Papilio machaon (common yellow swallowtail) is the source of this 2533-nucleotide messenger RNA. RefSeq lists its product as uncharacterized. Lineage: Eukaryota; Metazoa; Arthropoda; Insecta; Lepidoptera; Papilionidae. Bases 392 to 1801 code for a protein of 469 amino acids. Gene Ontology annotation, molecular function: GTPase activator activity. The record is from RefSeq and is a predicted model, not a curated record. The transcript has 10 exons. Gene Ontology annotation, biological process: signal transduction.
AUAGAAAACUGCUAAGCAGCUAACUUCAUUACUUUACUUCAUUCAUAUUUCAUAGUAUAGCAUAGUAAGGUCAAGAAAUAUUGCAUCGAUAUUGCUAUUGAAAGCAAGGGAUUAUAUCGAAGAUAAGAUUAGGCGGAUCACUAACAGUUCUUGAAUAGAAGUUUACACUUAAACCUUAUAAAUACAAAUUAUGGACGAUGGAGGUGUGGUCAAGAUGAAACUGGACAAAAACUUGCCGCCUUUGAAGCUAAAUUGAAAUUGUCAAUAAUUACAAUUGUUUUCUAAUAGUAAAAAUUAACGCCGACGAGUCUUUAAUACAUUAUGUUCGUUUCUGAAGAGAAGUUUUAAAAAAUUGCCAUUGAAUAUCGCUUCUCUUCAAUCGUCGCCAAAAAUGAGCAAUUGGGCGAGACGAAUGCACCGGCGAGCUGCUACAUUGAGUAAUGUGGUCACCUCUUGCGGACAUCCUAAUUCUCUUCCAUAUCCAAGGCGCUUGGAAAAAGUUAAAUUUGGUGUUCCUCUUCACGAAGUCUGCAAAGAUGAUAUACCGGGUCCUUUGCUCGUGCUGAUUUUAAAGUUAAACAAGGAGGCACCGCUACGUCGUGAUGUUUUUCGCGCCCCCGGCCAUCAAGGUGCUAUGAAAAAGUUAAUACACUUUUUACAGACCGGCCGACUUGUUAAUGUGGAUAAUUACUCCGUGUAUACUAUCGCAAGUGUUCUGAAAAAAUUUCUCAGGAAGAUCCCAGGUGGUGUGUUUGGUCGUGAAGGUGAAAUGCAUCUAUUUGCCGCUGUAGAAUUACCACCUGAACAACAAGUUGGUGCAAUUCGUGGACUUCUGUUGUCACUCCCGGUGUGUACGCAGAGACUGCUCGUGCUACUUUUCGGCACUUUCCGGGUGAUGGCCUCAAACGCCGAUAAAGCAGGUACCGGUAUGACAUCCGAGGCUUUGGGUGUGUCAGUUGCGCCGUCGUUCUUCCAUUCCUGCGUGUCUGAUGGCAAGACGGCCACCAUGGAGGACGUGCAACGGUUCAAGGUGGCGACUCGCAUCAUGAGGCAGUUGAUCGAACAGUUCAGCGCUGGCGACCUCUUUGGACGGGAAAACUACGAGUUCUACGCGCGCGUUACGGGCCGUAUUUUGCGUGUUAAGGAUGAAUGGAUCUGUUCCUUCAGGGAUCCCCCGCCGCCGAGACAUCAUCGGGAUCAAGAGGCUUAUGCAAGGCAAUUGUCACUGGAAGCAGAAAAAACAUGGCUGCAAUGUGAAUGCGAUCGUUGGGGCAACAAGUUCAAUCUUGAAGGGUUGUCAAAGUCUGAGGAAUGUCAGUCUAUGCCGACACUGGCUAGUGCGGGGGGCGCGGGCGCGGCGGGCGGUGCGCUAGGUCUGGGCAUCAUUCCCGAGCACAGUCUGCUCGACUCUUGCACACGUCUGUCUAUAUCACUUGAAGAGAGCGUAUUUAAGGUAUCAGUGAGUUCGUCAUCUCAGUCUUCGUGCAGCAACUCCAGUCCGCACAUGACCCUGGACGAGCUGCGAGCCAUCAACAAGUACGCGGAGAGCACCAAGAGCCUGUCAUAUUUGCCUCAGGUACACGAGAGGCAGCGGGCGCGGAUGCGGACUCGCUCCGAGUGGUUCCUGCAGCCCGCUGCGUCGCUGGACGCGGGCCGCUCGCGCGCCGGUACGCCGCUAGAGCCCCGCCCCGCUCCAACUCGCGCCCCGCCCCGCGCCCCGCCCACCGCCUGCGCGGGGGAGGCGCGCGACGAGAGCACCGCCCUCUACCUGCUUGUGGCCUGCCUAGAGUUUUUGUUCUGAACGCCCCGGUACUGUGUCAGUGUUAACAGACUAACAUCGCCCUGGCUUUGCUCUCCUACCGCUUACGGUGAUGAGGUUUCAAUAGGGACUAAGUAUCAAAUGUAAGUACCGACCGAGUCAGUUCUGAUAUGUAACGUCUUCGUAACUCAGUACUCGGUGUGAAAUUUAAUGUAUAACACACUGCGACUAACAAAAUAAAACUGACGCAGUACUGUUGUAUGUGCAUGAAUAGUGUCAACAUGUGGUCACUGUCAAAUGUCAUGAUGGAUGUCAAAAUGUCAAAUUAACAAUAAUGAAACCAUCGCGCCAAUAGUGCGUUAACAUAAUAAGAGAACAUUUAAGAAAUUAAAGCGCAAUUCGCAAAAUACACACGGCAAGAUUUAUUAUCACAAGGCAUUUAUAACGUGGGUUAUUUAAAAACAUUGAAUUUUUUUCACUAUUAAUUAUACACCAUUGUCAAAUAGGCCAGUUUUAGAUACACUAUUUUGACAGUUAAAUUAAGAUAAUCAGUUUGUUUGAGGAGAGAAAAGUCUCGCUUGUACAGCACAUUCAUGGUACGGGGGUCGGCUUUGGCAGCAGCAUGCAUUGCACAUCACUUAACACCUCCACUGCUACCGGCUCGCAUUGCAUUAUCACCUUGAUAUUUAUUCCCGUGCCAGUGAUUCCCUUGGCGUUUCAUAAAAAAUAAAUCGUUAAAAUCAUAGUGACAGGGAACGUGUUAACACAUUCAUU